AUGCAGUCAAGCGCUAGCGCCGCGGUGUGCGGUUCAGCAACCGUUGGGGAUCCCAGUUCGCGGCGAAUCAGUUUCAUUCUUACACGAAGAGGAUCCCUGGGACUUCAGGAACUCUGUACGGCGUGGGUAGGAACGGCACGCUCUAUCCACGGAACGUGGAUCUAUCCUGACGGGAGCGGAUCGAGCGUCACGGAGCGAGCCUCAGCGGACCGACGGAAAACCGGAGCGGUCAGCGAAAGUGCUGUUCACAGCAACGACUGGUUUGAAGAAGCCACCCAGGUCACCCAUACAAUCGUCACUGAGCUUCUACCCGCGCGCUUUGAGAUAGCACACGGCGCUCGCUUAUUGUGUGCGAUAGCGACUGGCCACUGGAUCCUGCGGGCAUCAUACCUGCGGGCAUCCGCGAGUGCGGGCUGUUGGCUCGACAAUGAGAUCGACCAUGAAUGGGCAGCUUCACUAGAGUCGCUGAGCGAUGCAGAACGCAGCGUCGCGUCUGCCGCACGAUGGUGGCGUGAGUCAUUACAGAGCGGUCGGUGCAAACGCCUGUUGCAAGAUUUGCGGGUUUAUUUGCUCUGCCCAGCUGUCAACGGAGCAUCUAAUGAAUCGCGGGGGAGGACGUGUGCCUCAUGGAUGGUCGCUGUUGCUUCCAAUGCGCGCGCCGUUGCUGCCAUUGUUCGGGCUACCGGUGCCGAGCUCUGCGGCGUCGGGUCAACCUGCACAGCGUCUGAUCACUCGAUCGAUGUCGUUGUCGAAGUGUACAGCGAGAAUGGGCAAAACAGAAUUCCACCAAAUACCAGUUGCCUUGAGAUGCAACAAGGCCGAUGGCUUAGCGCUCUGGAUAUUGUAGUGGGCCUCAUUGGCUGCGCUGACGAGCAGCUUCGCUUUGCUCAAUUGCGAACGACUCGAAACAUCCCAGGUUCGGAGAGUCAUCAUGCUACAAAUAGUUGCAGAUUCGGCUCUUCUGGCGGUGAGAAUUCCACGUGCGUAUCCGCGCUGGCAUGGACGGAGACGGCGACUUCCACGAAGAACGAGGCGGUUCCGUCCAGUGACCCGUCGCCGUCUGCGGGUCGCCUGCGACAAAGUCCGGGUGAGCGGCAGGAAUUGUCGGAUGCGCCAGCGCCGGCGACCGUGCUUGCGGCUCAACGCGCUGAAUGCCUCCAGCAGCGACCAAGCGGAGCGUUAUCCGGCACGCUAUCUCCAGAUGGGAGCGUGCUCGAGUCAGCUUGCCAUGAUGAUGAUGCACUGGGAGAGGUACGGCACGGGGUCGGUGCACAGAGGCUCCCUUCAAACUCAUUACUUUCGCAAGACGAGACGCAUGCUGUCACUCUGAAGCAUCCCGACACAACUGGCAACACCGGAAUUUUUACAUCAUAUGGCUCGACGCCCGUUGCUUCCAGCAACAACAGCAGCAGCGGCAGCUCUACCCGAUCCGCUCGAAUCGUGGCGACAAAAUUCGCCGCGGCUCACGCUCUAGGUGAGUCAGAAUCCCGAAGUAGCGGCGAGAUUGCGCUGUUGCCUGCAGCAGAUUCUGGGACUCUCACGGCACUCGAGGACGAGGCCCCCCUCGAGCAGCUGUCUGGCAUUCGCCGGGACGGGAUCACUCGGCAAGACCCAGACAACUCAUGCAGCGCGUCGUUCACACGAGUCCUGGGUACGCUCAGCGAAGACAACCGCUCCUGCGCGCCGCUGAGCGACCACUCUCCGAGCGGGUCUAUUGAGAACGCUUGCUGGCCACCGUACCGUCAGACUCCAGAUGAUGCAGCUGCAGACGGGUCGGCAAGUCCCUUUGAUGAGUUCGAUCUCAAAGGCCUUUGGCAAGCGCGCGAACGAGCCACGGCUGCUUUGCCGGCGCACGGUACGCGGACGCUGUCGCCACGUAAGCGCCAACGUAUUCAUCAAUCGAUAGAAACGCACGACGGCACUUCACGCUGCACCACCAGAAGGGUUUUAUUCGGCUCGAUAGCGUCCCCGACGACGCCAGAGGGAGUGGCAUCUCAUUCAGUCGAAGCGCAGACAGCGGGAGCGUCUUCGCACCGGGCGCUUCCAGAGUCUCGAGCGCGCGUCGAAACUCGAGUGGAAUCGCCCGAACGAAUUCCUGUGGACAGCAAAGCGUCUCCGCGAUCCUCGCUAGACUGUGAUGAUGUCUCCACAAGUUCCAGUCCGAUGAUGGCAAGUGUCUGCGGCAAGCGCAUCAAGCAUGAGCCAUGUUCAUGGCCAGAAACGCGCUCCCCUGGGACCACUCCAAAGACGGAUACUCGCGUAACUGGCGCUUCCACCGCAACGAAAUUGGAGACGGGUUCGAUUUCCUCACCGGAUGCCAAGUUCGGAACGUAUGGCUCAACAGCGUGGGAUGCGGUGCAACCGCUGCCCCGAACACACCUGGAGAAGAGAGUCUCGCCAGGGCCGCCACGGCGCCAAGCGCCCGCCCUGAGCCCGAAGUUCCACGUUGCAGCCUCUGAUGCUCCAAGUGUCCUGAAUCUUUCCCAUUUGCUAGACCUGAUCCAGGAAUUCGAGAGCGCCGUUCAGCGUGAUACGAACGAAUGGCGACGUGCAGUUCUGACGCUUGGGUAUUCACGAGCGACAAAAGCUCCGCUGUUUCUCCGGGUGGCGGCGCGGAACUUGCGCCGUCUUCGCUUGUUGAUGGAGUCGGGUUGUGUGCGGGUGCCCAUGUCGUACGGCAGACGACUGUGGUAUGACAGCGGCGCUACAGACGCGCAUCGACUGCAGGCAGCAUCGUGGCUCUCGUUUGAUGAUGCAGCAUGGUGCUUGCGUCGCUCGUCGCUGUUGCCGCCCAGGGAUAUGGGGCAAUUCCGGGAGCGUCUCGUGCAGAGUGCCCGCAUCCGGGCUCGCGGGCGCAGCGAGCUUCACCGCCUUGAACCUGUUCAGGCGAUUGUCGGACUCGCUCGCGUUCCGCAUCGACAACUAUUGCGUCUGGCUCCGGAUGCGCAACGACGCGUGCACACCCUGCGCCGCGUUGUGAGUCGCCAGUGGACUCGUGAGGCCGUUGCCUCCUGGUCAGAAGCGGCCCUCAAAGCGUGGCGAGAUCGCCACGAGAACGCAAAUGCCUACUACUACCGGCAUACCGAUCCUGGUGAAUUUGAGGGCGAGGAGACGCAGUCGCUCCACACGUGGACGCCUGCGGAACGGCGCCUAUUUUUCGCUGAACUAGAUCGCUGGCGUGCCAACCAAUGGCGCCUAGGCACCUGCUGGGGCAUUUUCAGCAAAGCGAUUCCGUCACGAUGCGGCUACCAGUGUUCCAAUUUUUACCGGGCAUGUAUCCGCAGCGGCGAGAUCCACGAUCCAACGUACGGCUUCAAUGCCCGAGGAGAGCUGAAGCGACUUUAUCCGGAGCGCGAGGACCCGAACACGCGCGCUCCGCCUGACGCGCUGAAUUGUCUCAGCGAGGUCUGGCAGUGGCCCGAGAUCCAGUCCAUGGAGCGGCAAGUCGAUACGUGGAUUCGGGAACUGCAUCCGAGCCUGGCUCUGAAUGCAAAUUGGUAUCGACAGCAGCGCCCUGCAGGCGAACCGCAACGACGCAACGUGCGCGCUGCCUCUGGUGGACAGCGACAGGCGCGCAGUAUUCGCCGCUCACUGCCAGCGACACACAUCGACCUGCUUGGGUCGUACCCCGACGCAUACAUCACCACAACUGAUGCAGCAUACGAAGAAGCGGAUGUGCGGCAUCGACGCGAACGCAGACUCGCGUAUCGUUCCGCCUCCGUCGCCUCGACAGGAUGCUGUGUGGUCGCACCUGCACCUGAUCAGCGACGCCUUGAGUCGCGCACUGGCAGCCGCCAAACUUUGCGUUCUCGAUCGCAAGCGGAAACGCCCGAACUGGCCUUUGUUGAGGUCGACGGAGGCGCGCUGAUGGAAGUGAUGCAAGCGCCCGCCGCAGACCCAGUGGCUGUACCGCAGCGGCGCCGUCUUCGACGUCUCGCCUCACCAGAAUCCGACCUUGUUGACCAGGAUGCAUUUGGAGUCGAUGACGCGCGCUGUCCUACUGUGGCAUCUCCAGAGAGCCAUAAUGCAACAGCGAUGCGGUAUCAGCAGCGCCCGAAUCGUAUCGUUCUUGAGGCAGAGCAUGCUGGCACCUCGCUGGGUGCACCAUCAGGCCAGAGAAGCGACCGCUGCAAUGCAAACCUCGACAAGGUUGCUAUUGGUGUCGUUCGCUCCAUGCGCUCUAUGACUGCCCGCAGGCAGCGACUAGAAAGCAUUCUGGAACGGAUUCGGGCAGGCAAGGCGUCCACGCGGGGACCAGCACCUGCGCCGGUGCAUUCGCUGUUGCAGGCGUCCAUGUCAGAUGGCAAAGAAGCGUCCUUGUCGGGCAGCACUUCACCAGUGCAUGAAGCUCCCGACUGGCGCGUACAGCGCCUGCGUCACCUGGUUGGGGCAGCUGAUCAGCCUCAGCGCACCGCGCUACUCCCAGCGUUGGAGGCAUCUUCUGGAGCGGUCGGCGGAACAUCGCAGAGGUUACCGGCACCGUUGGCGACAGCAGAGGGGCAUUCUGGCCGCAAACGCCGCCAACCACAACGACUACUCAUUGCUGGACAGACGGCGGCGACGACGACGACGACAGGAGCAGCAGCAGCAGCAGCAGCAGCGAUGAACGCAUCUGGUGCAAUAGUGCCGCCGAUGGAAACGGAGACCCGCUCUGCACAGAGGUCAGCAGUCGCACAGCAUUGUUACACGGAACAGAUUGUACAAGAGACAGGAAACGACUUGCCGGGUGAUGAAGGCGACGCUGCGCAUCAGCGUACAAGUCGAUUCUGGGCGCACCAGCAUCAGCAGCGUUCACCCGCGAGCAUCGUACCUGCGUUCAGAGCCAGUAAGCAACAGACACGCCUCCCGGAAUGGCGUCCGCAGACGCUUUCGGACCAUUUGUUGCGACUUUGUCGAUUGCUGGACUUGUCGUCGUCGUCGUCGUCGUCGUUAUCGAAUGCGUGGUGCGAUAAUGCGCUCGGGCUUCCACCAGCCGGGGUGCCGCUCGAACGGGCGACACUCGCGCACCCCGAGUGCUUCGACGCUGGCAGAUCACACCCUCUACCGCUGAUUGUCGCGGAACGUUCGACUGUGACGGCAGCAGGGACGCGCUCGCAGGCUACAGAUUCGUGGAAUGCUGCUGACGCUUUUAUUGACGGCUUGGACGGUGUGGAUGCGUCGUCGUCGUUGUUGCAGCAGGACAGCGCGCCGCCAGCAACCGCUACAGACGCAGCUGGACGCAGCCGGUAUGCUGGCGAUAACCCAGACUCUAGCUUCUACGCAGCCUGGAGUGGCUACUUGAAUCAAAUGUUGCAGAGAAUCCUUCAACGGCGCUGCGGGGAUGCUCCUGCAGAUCCGCAUGCGGAAACGAAUGUGAGCGGUGCGUGGAACGCGCACGACGAGCAUGCUUCUGGAACCGGUGCGUCGCAAGCGUGGAGCUGUUCGCUUUCGACACGCGACACGAGCUGCCAGUUCACGCUCUGGCCGAUGUUGCAAACGCUGUUGGAACGGCUGGCGAACGACGUGGUGCUCUUGUACACGGACGCGGACCCAGUGCUAGGACAGUGGCUGCGACAAUCGGGUUCUCGCUUCGCCGAUGGUCAAGAGGGAGCGGAGCCCGCUCUCCCGCACCUCAUACAGCUGGUGAUGCGAUUGACGGCGCUGCAUGCCGACACGCAAGUCGUUGUGGCGGCGCAUUCGCUGGCGACGUGUGUGCACGAGGCGCUCGACGGCACCAGUGCCUCGUCGUCGGGAAUAUGUUGCGCGCGAGACGCCCUGUGGAUAGCCGUCGCUGUUGGUCUUGAGCGAGCAUCGGCAGCGCAUGUUCGUCUCCCGACGUUACCGUUGACGAUUCCGCAAACGAUACCGGUAACCGCUGCAAACGCGGCGGAAAGCGUGAAUGAGCAAGCAAAUGCCCAGCAGCAGCUACGUUCGGCACUACGUCUUUUCUGCUGGCACCUGCUUUGUAGCGAAGCGCUUCAUUGUGCGCCCGUGUUGCUGACAAGUCCGAUGUGCUGGCGCCUUGGAGCAUCGGCGCUGGCCGAAAGCCUCCAAGGAUGGCGGACACUGCGUCAGGAAUGCACGUCGUCGUCGUCGUCGUCGUCGUCGUCGGGGUCAGCAACGUUGACGAUGCCUGCGUUGGCGGCGCUUCUCGCACGCUGGCAUGAGCGGGUGCUUGCGUGCUGCACCCGACACUGGCGCCAGGUUGUGAAUGCGGCAUGUACGCAUCAUACUGGCGGCUUCUCGUUGGACACCUGUGCUCCGCUGCUGGAGCAGGCGCUUCACCUCGGCGCUGAGGCCGCGACCUGGAUCGCUUUUCCGCUAGCAACCACCACGAACGCUGAAACAACACUAGGACAUGCUGCUCAGCGUCGGCUUGGUCGUCAUGAUUGGCGUCUGCAGGCACAGGCGCUGGACGAAUGGGCCACGGAGCUGAUGCGACCGUUCAGUCCCGAAAGUGACGCGCUUGGCUGCACGGUGCUGCGUCCUGCUGCUGCUGCUGCUGCUGCUGCUGCCGCCGCCGCCGAUUAUGAUGGUAAUCAUAACGACGGUCAUGAUGAUCACGGUACACCCGCAUCGCUCCAAAAUAUCUGCAAUGUUGACUCGUCAACCGCUGUAGUUGCCCUGGCGGGCGUACCCAAUGCAUGGCAUUCGAAUACGCUGGGUGCGCCGUUUUCGCAGCCGUCCACAUCAGUCGACGGAUUCUAUGUCCAGGGCGCUGCGGCGCUGAGCGCACCUGUCACUCUUGGCGCGUUAUUUGGCGUGCUACGCUCUGCUCUGGAGAUGUUGGCCGUCUGGAGAACAAGCUGCUGGCAGCGUUUCAUCACCAAUGCAUCGAGUCCGGUGGCAGCAUGCAGCGUGGUGGUGGACGACGCGAACGCCACCCAUGCUGGAGCGCGCUUGCUAGCCAGCACACUCGAACGACGCUGGCUGCAGUUGCUACGCGCGUCGUUGGCACGUCUCUGGCAGGUCAGCGGGCCCGCAGACGACACAGCAGGCGAUGGUGUCUGCCACUGGAUCGACCGUAGCUACGGCCCAUAUGUGUUCUACCUGUACGGGACAGCGCUGCUGGCGCAGAUGCUCCCUGAUCCAGAACGGCAGGCACUCUACAGACAGGUGCGGCAUCGCUGCCCUAACUGGAUACUGCCGACGCUCCUGCGUCUACACGGGGCGUUUAUGAUAUGGUGCUGCACUCGUGUGCGAUUCCUCGAGACGUCGCAGCAUGCGGCAUCAUCUGCAAACGAAACGGCGAUGGCGUCUCCAGGCAGUGCAACGCCGCCGCUGCUGCUGCUGCUGCUGCAUGGACUUGUCCAUGUGCAUGCGACGGAAUGGGUGACGCUUUCGCAGCAAUUGCUGCGCUGGCUGGAGACGGCUGGUGCGGCACCAGCCGGAUUGCUUCCGUCAGCGGGUAUGGCGUAUGCAUCGGAACGCGCGCCCCUGCCGGCAGUCUUGGCGCAACGCGUCCUUGCGCAGCGGCUCGAGACCAACCGCGUGAUGCUUGGACAGAUUCCAGCGCUCGAUCAUGUGACCGCAUGGGUCGAGCGUUGCGUGGCAAGCAGCAGCAACAGCAGCAGCAGCAGCAGCAACAGCCGCACGAACAACACCAUCCCGAGUGUCGGCAAAUGUGCGAUUGGCGCGUCCACUUGGACGUGCUGGGAGACGCUGUGGCAAGCGCUGCCUUGGUACUGGACAUGGCUGACGCGAGUCUUGGAAAACGCUGCGCUUGGGAGCAGCGGAUCGACUGCGCCCAGCACGCGGUACGCGAUCACGCCUGCACUAAGCAUGGUCACCAGCGGUGUCGUUGUACGCGUCGCCCGUUUCAUUCAAGUGGUACUGGCGAGUGCGCUGCUCGAGCUGACGCCCUGUGCAGAGAGCGCAGGCGCCCAGUCGGAUGAUGCGCGGGAUCCACCGCGUGACCCAGACGCAUGGAUAUGGGCACCAGAAAUGACGGCAACGACAACGGUCGACUGGUGGGCAGCACACACCCAGCGCGCACUGCUGUUACACGCGAUUGGCCCGUCGAGUGAGCGCCUCGCCGCGUUUCUCGAGCUGGUGCUUCCGCAAAACCAGUCUGGUGCUGCUGGUAACUCGACUGGUCUGCUCUGGUUUGUUCCAGCGUCACUGCAGGAGGCACACGCGCACCUCGUUGCCGAUAUGGUGCGUCUCUUGCAUCAGGUCGAAGGCGCUGCGACGGUCCAUCGUUUCUUGACGCGGCUGACGCCUCUCCUUGGAGGACGCUCUGAAUACCUGGAAAGCUGGACGGGCAUUCGGGCCUGUCAACGGCGUUGGUCGAUCGGAUUUCUCACUCGACUGGUGUUUUUGGCGAAACUGCAAGAGCCGGUACGCAUACCUGGCAACGUGCACGCUCCCAGAGGCGUAUCAGCGUCCGAAAUCCACUGCUGCGGCAGCGACGAAUGCAGCGAGACUGCUGACGCUUACGGAGCGCUGGGCGAGUCGUCGGCAAACGCUCUGUGUAGCGACCAGGAGGCAGCACUGCGACUGGCGGCCGCGUUGCAGCAUCUUCUGACACAGACGCUGCUGCAUGGACUGGUAGCCUCGCCGCUGCUUUGGGCCUCGGAACAGGCCGGCGCUCGUGAACGACCGGCCAGUCGCCUAUGGUCGAGCAUGGAGCCGCUUGUGCGCGCCCUUUGCCAGAGCGGCGAUGUUGAAGACGAGGAUGCAGGAGCAGCAGCAGCAGCAGCAAUGCCGUCGUGGCCGCUCUUUCUGGCGCGGUAUGCAGCACGCUUCUGCAACGGGCUGGUGCGGCAUCCAGCGACAAGCGUAGCAACAUCGACAACAAUAGCGGCUGCAGCACCGCUGACGCAUGUGCGGCACCUCUGGCUACCGUUGCUGGCGCGUUUGCGGCAGCUGGUGCCUACAGCUUCGGCUGCGACGGUUAACAGCGAAACAAGCUGGCGCCGGCACCAGGUGUCGACGCUGCUGGCCAAGCUGGUAGACGAGCUGGAGGCGCUGCUGACAAGUGCGCUCGCCUGGAAUCAUAUGUGGUUGCAGGGGCGGCGUGCGGCAGUCACGGGUGAUGAAACACCUGCUCUGUCGCGAGCUGCUCUGCAACUGUUCCAGUACCUCGUGGAGUUUGCUGGUAUUCUUUUGGUGUUGUGUGCGCGCCUUUUGCGGGUACCAGGGCGCGCUCCGUUCUGGUCGCGAGUGAUUCGUCUUGGUCGUCGAGCGCUGGAGGAGUACGCAAACAUCGUUGCUGGUCAACGGCGGCAACUGCUACAGACAGAAACGUCCUAUGCGCCUGGUAGGUCGCGUUCCCUGGAACACUUGCGUUGUGUCUGGAUCGCUACGGUAUUGCGAGGUCUCGCCCAGAUGGAUCUAGUGCCUAACGAUAGCUACUAUGCGAGUUUUCGGCGACACUUGAUUGCGGCAAGCCUCGCCCAGGAUGCCCUGGAUGCGCUUGUACUGGGUCUAUGGCCUGGUUUGUCACCGACUUUGUUGCAGCAGCCGGUCGGCGAGAGCACGGCUGCCAGGUCCGAACGACCAGCGGUUGGUGCUUGUGUUCGCGAGUCGGAUGCCGCUGCUGAGGCGACUGCGUUGCUCGCCCUGCUCGAUUGGUACUGUCGACCGGAGACGCUGUUCCCUGCAGGCACUGCUGCUCUGCAGCGACUGGAACGUUUUCAACAGGAGUGGCUAAGCGAUCUGUGCAGCCGGUGCCUAGCCCAGGCGCAGUCCGAGCGUUGUGUGAACCUGUUGCAGCGCUGGCUCCAAGGUCGGCUUUUGACGUGUACCCGUCAGUCGUGCUUGUCGCAUCUCAGCGGUGCUGUGUAUUACGCAACGAUGGCGAGAACGCUUGCCGUUGCCUGGUGGUCCGGUUGCAUGCGCCACGUUGCUGUGCGUCUGAAUCACGCAGGUUCACCAUCGAUGACGACGACGACGACGACGACGCCAGAACAGCAACAACAACAACAACAACACAGGGCGGCGUUGCGCCCUGCAGACCGAGUGGCGACGGAAGUGAUCAGCGACCAGUGCUCGGGCCGACGAUUUGCACAGCGUUUUCGCAACAGCGUCGACUUGGCUGCUGCUCUAAUGGAGUGGCUCGCGGCAAGCACCCGAGUGGAUGCCCCCGCUCAAGCGACAUGCGAGGAGACGUUGGCAUUGCUGCUGGAAGCGCUAGCUGCACAUGUCAGUGCCGGUUCAUGUCCACAUUGCGGUGACGAUCCAAGUCCGGCAUCGAUAUCGUCUGACGAGCGCGUGCAGUUGCUACGUCGUCGACUGGCGGAACAGCGAGCACGCUCUGCCUGCGCAGCGGUACACGCGGUAUGGACGGAUCAUCUGGAGCGACUCGCUCGCAAGGAAGCGAUGGACGCCAAGUUGUUUACCCAUCCUAGUUGUUGUCGAAACUGGCUGGUGAUACAAGUCAAUGACGUAGUGGAGAGAGCGGCUUGCUGGCGUCGGCGACCCGGUGAUAUCUGGCGGACCGCUGGACCUAGCGUCUUCGAUGGAAUGAAAGACGCUACGACGACGACGAGGACGCCACCGCCAUGGUUGUGCUGGUCUGUACCUGAACGCUAA
This is a messenger RNA of Cyanidioschyzon merolae strain 10D, 10515 nucleotides long. RefSeq lists its product as hypothetical. The transcript has a single exon. NCBI's taxonomy places the organism in Eukaryota, Rhodophyta, Bangiophyceae, Cyanidiales, Cyanidiaceae. The record is from RefSeq and is a predicted model, not a curated record. Gene Ontology annotation, biological process: positive regulation of double-strand break repair. Bases 1 to 10515 code for a protein of 3504 amino acids.